Cataglyphis hispanica is the source of this 3495-nucleotide messenger RNA. RefSeq lists its product as uncharacterized. Gene Ontology annotation, cellular component: plasma membrane. Lineage: Eukaryota; Metazoa; Arthropoda; Insecta; Hymenoptera; Formicidae. The record is from RefSeq and is a predicted model, not a curated record. Gene Ontology annotation, molecular function: long-chain-alcohol O-fatty-acyltransferase activity; diacylglycerol O-acyltransferase activity. The coding region runs from base 646 to 2631 and encodes 661 amino acids. The transcript has 7 exons. Gene Ontology annotation, biological process: triglyceride biosynthetic process.
CGGGAGGGAAAGGAGAGGGGGAGAGAGAGAGGGAAAGGAAGAGGGAGACGGAGAGGGCGAGGGAGAGAGAAGAUAUUCCGUGCUUUUCAAUAUUAAGAAAAUAAUCUCAUUGUUAAAUAAAUCGCGUCAGUAUAAUAUUCGAUUGAAUUUUAUAUCGAAACGGUAACUCUUUAUAUUCAUUUCAAUAGUCAUCAUAUUCGGCCGUAAAAGAGAUUUCGGGACUAAAGAGGACAUUCAUUAUCUUUCUCCCCCGUCUUUUUCGUCGCGAUUGGUUGUUUGCUUAUUGUCAACGAUAACUCGCAUAUGCUCGUAACAAGUAACAAGACCUCUCGACGAUAUUCGACGGUGAGACGAUGGAGGAGUAAUAAUAUAUCUCGCCAGUUGUCUGCUUGGCCUCUCGUUUUUUUCUUUUUUCGCAACGGGUCGUAGGGUCAGACUCAGAUAUACACAAUCAAACGUACAAUCGUCUGCAUCCCGAUACGCGAACACGCGGAUGCCGCCGCGGCUUAGCAGCUUAUAUUCCAUCAACUUACAUCACUGGCAGUAAGGUCGAAAGCUGCAAGAGCGCAGCUCGCUUCCGGUCCGAGACUCUCGUAUUGUUAAAUAAUUUACAAAUAUCGCUGUUGAUGAAACAAACCAGACGUCAUGGUCGGCAUCGGUGUCUCGUGUAUGGUGAAUCUCGGCUUCAGUUUCGCGCUGAUAUUUCUGGUCCCCCUUUUCCUUAUCGCAUAUUUGGUGAUGACAUGGACAAGGAGAUCUUGGAUACGCUUCGUCAAGUGGAAAUAUCCGAAUUAUGUCGUUGUGGAGGAGAAUAGUAUUCGGAGUAUCUUAGACCAAGGACGCACUCAUGGAAUCUGCACGCUUCUCGUGCAAGGACGCUCGAUUGUGAAGGGCGCGAGGAAUCACUUGGCGCAUCUGGCGUCCACGAGAAAGUAUCUCAGAUCAACUUUGUUCUCACGAUGGGGCGUUUACGUUUGGAAGGAACUCGAUUAUUCCGUCGACAAUCACCUCGUGAAUUCGCCGUGCUCGUUUCGCGGUCGUCCCAUCACUGACAACAAUCUACAGGAUUACAUAAGCGACGUGACAUCAAAAUUUCUUCCGAGGAGAUUAUCGCCGUGGCAAGUGCAUAUAGUGAAUUGCUUCGUGCGAGGGGAAGAGCGUCAGAUAUGUCUCGUACGGGCUCAUCAUUUGCUUCUGCGACAAGAGCAUCUAACUUUAGCGGAUUUCUUACCGUUGAAGUAUUCGACGGAUAACUGGACGUGUCAGGAGAGCGAUUCGCCCUUUACGAACUUGUAUGCCGAACCCACCGCUCUACCGCGCCUUCGACAAAUGCUCAUCGAGAACUUCAGCAACUAUUGGAACGAUUUCCUCUACAACAACGAUCCUGUCGAACGGCCGGAGAUCUUGAAGAAACGGAUAGGAAUAUCUCAAUGCGUCAAAAUCGCGAUGAUAGCGUUGGUCUGUACUAUGAAAGAACUGGCCAGACAAUGGCGAAAGUCAGAAGGGCUGAAAUUCCUGGAGCUUCUAUCGAUCGUUCAACGCGAAUCGAGCAAGAGGAACUUUAAUCCUCGAUUGAUACUCGAGUCCAUCGCAAAGUCUUUCAAUCCGAUUAACAUUCUUUACUCCUGCAUCGCUUUAUCCUGGUACAUCACGAUCACGUCGUGCUUAAGAACGCCACUUCUACUCAUUCGAGAAUUGCAGGCUCUAAAAUCGCAACACAAGCAUUGCUAUCCAGAUACCUUGACGUAUAUGUUGUCCUGUUAUCUCCCUUUAAUAUUCCAAGCGAUUCGGGAAGUGAUGUCCAUCAGCUGGAUAGCCGUAACGGCGCCCAAGAUCAUUGUCGAGGAGCUGUUUCUAAAGCAUCCGCAAUUGAAUCAACUGCAGACAAUUUCUCCGUGCGGUAGGAAGGUAGUGGCUUGGUCGGAGGAGGUCGAUAUCGAGCUCGUACGAAAAAUCGCCAACGUAACCGGUGCAACAGAGACGGAAAUUCUCUUAGCGGCUACCGUAGACAGCCUAAAGGAAUACUUCAGACAUUCGGUCGUCAAUGUUCCAGACAAUGUAUUCGCGACCGUCAAGUUUGUGAGUCAACGGGCCGUGUUCUUACGGAAUCAUGAAGUUCGAGGUAUUCUCUGUCUUGCGUUACCCACCAGGACACCGUUGUUUCAUGACGAUCUCAUCGAGAUACUACAGGUGAUUCAACGAAACAUUCAGGAAGCCAGGUCUAGGCAGAGCGCGAUUUACGCGAUCACGGCAGCGGAAACAUCCUGCGGAUUCAUUUCGUCCUGCGUACCAGCCAUCGUUUUGAAAUUACUCUUGAAUCAACUAUCGAAAAGAUAUUCUCUGUGCUUGACGCAUGUCGACGGUGAUCUACCUGUGGAAGGCGUAGAUGGAGCAAUUUAUUGGCGACCACCGCAAGGAAAUUGCAACAUGUCAAUGACCUUACACAGGCUUGGAAACGGAGUACGUCUUGGUAUAAUGGCAGACGCAUUAAUUGGCCCGCAACAUUUCAUCGUAGCGAGAACAUUUCCUCAGAGUAUACAAAAUCUCGCCAGCAUCCUAGGCGUUCCGAGAACAUCCAGUCGAAGCCCAAGCCCUAAUGCACUCAAUCCGAUCACAUCUCCAGGAUACUGAUAAUGAGAUAAUGCAUCAAUAAAAGACGAGAAAUUUAAAAUUUUUUUCGUUCAAUUUUCUCUCACCGUAUAUUUUUUCAGAGAAAUAGUCGAUCCUAAUAAUAACACUGGUAACAUAUAACUUUUAACACGUCAUAUAAUUAUUUAAUCUGUUCAUCGGAAAGAAUACAUGUAUUGGACAUAUACGUGCAUAUUCGACAAAUAAGAUUCUGACCGCGUUAUAAAUAAUAAUUUUACAAAUAUAUCCUAUUCACAUAAGGGUCUCUCUAUUUCGCAAAUUAUUUCUGGUUUUUUUCAGACAACUUGAAUAACAUUGAAAUUCAAAAUUAGAUGGAAGAAAUAUGGUUAUACGUCUCUUUGUAUUAUCACAGCAGAUAAUUAAUGUCACAUCGCUAUAUUACUCCUGAAUAACCCCUAAAUAUAUACGCAAUGAUGUAAGCCGGAAUUAAAAUAAAUUAAAUAAAAUAAAUUCAAUGAUUUAUGGCAGAGUUCUUUUUAUGAAACAGCGCAUUUUUUUCGUAAACUUUUGCACACUUUUUCUAAAUAUAUAAUGAACAUUAAUAUAAAUAGUUUAACUACUUAUUUAAUCUUUGGAUAUCUUUGAAGUAACAAAAGUUUUACAAAAAACUUUUGACAAUAUUUAUGAUAGUAUAACGAUGAUAUCAUCUGCACACAAUAUACAUGUAAAAAGUUAUAAUAUAGAAACAUUAUUAAACUUAAUUAUCUAAAAAACAAUAAAUUUCAUUAUAAAUUGUUAACACGUCGCUUCUUUACAUUAUUAAAGCGUGUAAAUAUAUUUAAGCGUUUUAAGCGUUUACAAGUUUCUAAUGAAAAUAAAUUCAUCUAUAUACGAGUUUUACAAAAA